Tricharina praecox is the source of this 1474-nucleotide messenger RNA. RefSeq names its product acyl-CoA N-acyltransferase. The record is from RefSeq and is a predicted model, not a curated record. Gene Ontology annotation, biological process: siderophore biosynthetic process. Bases 85 to 1392 code for a protein of 435 amino acids. NCBI's taxonomy places the organism in Eukaryota, Fungi, Ascomycota, Pezizomycetes, Pezizales, Pyronemataceae. The transcript has a single exon.
GGAAAGUUAGUUUCUUGAAUAGAACGGUGAUAUCCUGUGAGUAUCUUGAUCUUCCGUGUGUAUUGAAGCAACCAGCAAGCAAUCAUGUCGUCGCCGCAACUGCAGAUCCCCGCCGUCCGCCUUCCCCACCCCUACCUGACCGCCUACACUCUCCACCCCGCCGCCGCUCCGCUCUCCUACCGCCUUGUUCUCAGCACAUCACAGCCCGCCGACGCGACCCUCCCUCCUCAGCUCCUCCACAAUGAGUCUCUCUCCUUCACCUUGCCCGCUACCACGCAAGGCGCCCCCUCCGCCGACAGUGACAACACCCCAUACGCGCGCGCCCGCCGCUCCCUCCACUCCAUAAUUUUCUGGACCGCCGAAACCACACCCACCGUCGGCCAGCUAUGGCUCCUGACAUAUGUGCUCUUCACCUCCUACCACGCACAAGAAACCAUCCGCAUCACGCUCUCGGGGCCCAACUCCGCGUCACUGCGGAAGGCCGCCCUGGCCGCCUUUCUGGCCCUACCCCACCCCUUCCCCACCACACCCGUAAUCCCAUACCCGGAUACGAGCUGGAGCACCGACGAGUUGCUCCUCUCGCGCUCAACCUUCUGGCAAGGCGCGGGCUCACCGUUCGGCCCGCGCGCCGCCUGGGUCACCGACCCAUCCACCCUGCUCCCCACCGCGCCGCAAGUCGUCGAGUACACCUUCACGACGAAGUUCCCUAGCACGCGGGUGUACGUGCGGCACCCGAUGCGGCCGUGCAAGCCCGCGCCGGGCAGCACCGUGUACUCGCGGUGGAUCCCGCACCUGAACGAGGUGUUUACCAUGGUCGCGGUGGACUGGCGCGACGCGGCGCAUCUGGAUGCGUUCCACACGUGGCAGAACGACCCGCACGUGUCCGCCGGGUGGAAUCAGAGCGGGCCGGUCGAGGAGCAUAGGAAGUACCUCCAGGAUAACGAGGAGGACCCGCAUAUCCUCUCCGUCCUUGGAUCGUUCGACGGCGAGCUCUUUGGGUACUUUGAGGUGUAUUGGGGCGCCGAGGACCAUCUCGGUGCGUACUAUAGGUUUGAGGAUUGGGAUCGAGGCAGGCACUCGCUCGUUGGAAAUCGACGGCUGAGAGGCGCACACAGGGUUCGCGCCUGGUGGAGUGGGCUCAUGCAUUAUUGCUUCUUGGAUGACUCACGGACGCAGAGACUCGUCGGUGAGCCCAGAGAGAGCAAUAGUGUCGUCGCACAGUAUGAUCGUGACCACGGCUUCUGGCAUGAGGGUACUGUGGACUUACCGCAUAAGAGGGCGCAUCUGGCGAUAGUCACUAGGGAGAGAUUUUUCAAGCUGGCGGCACUACAUUGGGGUGACGAGAGUGGGAUUGAGGGUGAGAGGGUUAAGAAGGUGGAGGCGAAGCUUUAGGUAGUUGGAAUGCAUGUACAUAACCUAAUUCACGGGCGAUCACGAAAACGCACGGUAUGUGUGGCGUAACGUCCAUCACCAU